Molecule: messenger RNA, 1038 nt
Organism: Aspergillus costaricaensis CBS 115574
Lineage: Eukaryota; Fungi; Ascomycota; Eurotiomycetes; Eurotiales; Aspergillaceae
Exons: 6
Coding region: 1-1038 (345 amino acids)
Source: RefSeq, a predicted model, not a curated record
AUGAGUACCAAACCAUUUUCCUUGGGUGAAGUUCUCGCAGUUGCGAAAAUCCAUCCGCUUUACAACCCUAAUGUAUUAUACCCACCCGGGCCUGAGGAAAUCCAGGCUAUUGUGCAGGCCCAAUCUACUACUAGUAACACCCUUGAAUCAUGGCCCCUAACUGCCAAAAAAGACCUUUACAAAGUUAUCCCGCGAUUAACCAAGGACACGAGCCCCGAAAAUGAAUACCGGCGUAGCUCCUAUGUCAGUGUCACCGGCGGCGGUUCCGGAGAUAUACUAUUGAUGUUCUUCACAGAUGUGAAAGAAAAUCGUCAACAUCGCACAGCUUUCGGGGAGUUUCUGCGUACCUGUGGAGUUGUUGAGCUGCAUGAUUGGAUACUGAUGACGCAUACCUUGGGGUAUUUGUAUAGAUUACUCGACCUCCUAACUGAGAUCCUGGAAAAUGCAGGAGGAACCAUACUGAGCGCGGGUAACUUGAUGAAAUCCAGCGAAGUUCCAUUUACUGACAGUCAGAAAAUAGAUAUUUAUGCCAUACUGGGUCCGGCAGUGAAGAUAUACUCCAUCUUAGGAAGCGCAGAGGCCGGGCCAUACGCGAUCCAUAAUCCUGAUCUUACUGGAGAAGCAUUAUCACAGGGUGUCAUUGUGCAAACGUCGUUGCAGCGUCGACGGAACCCGCUGGUGCGCUAUAUCACUGGAGAUCUUGGAUCUGUCUAUCCAUAUAGUAAGUAUUUUGAGUUUAUGAAUAUUAAGAAGUUCAUGCAGAAGGAGGCGUUUGGGAUUCUGCAGUGGCAGAUUAUUGUAGGGACGCUUGAUUCUUCGCCCCAGACAACAAUGGAGAUUAGGAUGCUUCGUGCCGCGGCGAGUACGAGUAACGAUAUGAUCUCUCUUGAGCAGUUUGUCUAUGAAGUGGAGACGUUCUUCUUUGUUUUACCGGAUAAUAGGCAUUUGUUUAAAUUGACUUUUGUUGAAGAUAUAGGUGGGUUCGAGAAGAGCGGUACGGGGAAUAAAGUUAUGAAGUUUGUGGAUAGAAGAUACUAG